GGCCCUGAGGACCAAGGGGGCGGGGCCGGCAUCCUCCGCGCCUGCGUGGUGGGCGUUCUAGCGAGCAGCUGCCGCAGCCGCCGGAACCUCGGCGUUCGGGUGUAGAAUUCAGAAUCCCUGCUCCCGGUUAACAAUGAAGCAGAGUUCCAACGUGCCGGCUUUCCUCAGCAAGCUGUGGACCCUGGUGGAGGAAACCCACACCAACGAGUUCAUCACCUGGAGCCAGAAUGGGCAGAGUUUUUUGGUCUUGGAUGAACAAAGAUUUGCAAAAGAAAUUCUUCCCAAAUACUUCAAGCACAAUAACAUGGCCAGCUUUGUGAGACAACUAAAUAUGUAUGGCUUCCGAAAAGUAGUACAUAUUGACUCUGGAAUUGUAAAGCAGGAAAGAGAUGGCCCUGUUGAAUUUCAGCAUCCUUACUUCAAACAAGGCCAGGAUGACUUGUUGGAGAAUAUUAAAAGGAAGGUUUCGGCUACAAAACCAGAGGAAAAUAAAAUUCGUCAGGAAGAUUUAACAAAAAUUAUUAGUAGUGCUCAGAAGGUUCAAAUAAAACAAGAAACUAUUGAGUCCAGACUUUCAGAAUUAAAAAGUGAGAACGAAUCCCUUUGGAAGGAGGUGUCAGAAUUAAGAGCAAAGCACGCACAACAGCAACAAGUUAUUAGAAAGAUUGUCCAGUUUAUUGUUACAUUGGUUCAGAAUAACCAACUUGUGAGUUUAAAACGUAAAAGGCCUCUACUUCUAAACACUAAUGGAGCCCAAAAGAAGAAUCUAUUUCAGCACAUAGUCAAAGAACCAACUGAUAAUCACCAUCAUAAAGUUCCACACAGUAGGACUGACGGUUUAAAGGCGAGAGAACGGAUUUCAGAUGACAUAAUUAUUUAUGAUGUUACUAAUGAUAAUGCAGAUGAAGAAAAUAUCCCAGUUAUUCCAGAAAGUAAUGAGGAUGUUAUAUCCGAUCCCUCCAGCUGUAGCCAAUACCCUGAUAUUGUAAUUGUUGAAGAUGACAAUGAAGAUGAGUAUGCACCUGUCAUUCAGAGUGGUGUUCAGAGUGAACCAGCCAGAGAGUCCUUAAGUUCAGGCAGUGAUGGCAGCUGCCCUCUCAUGUCUAGUGCUGUCCAGCUAAAUGGCUCAUCUAGUCUGACUGCAGAAGAUCCUGUGACCAUGAUGGAUUCCAUUUUGAAUGAUAAUAUAAACCUUUUGGGAAAGGUUGAGCUGUUGGAUUAUCUUGACAGCAUUGAUUGCAGUUUAGAGGACUUCCAAGCUAUGCUGUCAGGAAGACAGUUUAGCAUAGACCCGGAUCUUCUGGUUGAUCUUUUCACUAGUUCUGUGCAGAUGAAUCCCACAGAUUACAUCAAUAAUACAAAAUCUGAGAAUAAAGGAUUAGAAGUUACCAAGAACAAUGUAGUUCAGCAAGUUUCAGUGUCAGAAGAGGGAAGAAAAUCUAAGUCUAAACCUGAUAAGCAACUUAUCCAGUAUACUGCCUUUCCACUUCUUGCAUUCCUUGAUGGGAACCCUGCUUCUGCUAUUGAACAGGGAAGUACAACAUCAUCAGAAGUUGCACCCUCUGCAGAUAAACCUGUAGAAGUUGAUGAGCUGCUUGAUAGCAGCCUGGACCCAGAACCAACCCAGAGUAAGCUCGUUCGUCUAGAACCAUUGACUGAAGCCGAAGCGAGUGAAGCCACACUGUUUUAUUUAUGUGAACUUGCUCCUGCACCUCUGGAUAGUGAAAUGCCUCUUUUAGAUAGUUAAAUCCCCAGGAAGUGGACACUACAUGUAUAUAUUCAUCAAAAUGAUGAACUAUUUAUUUUAAAGUAUCAUUUGGUACUUUUUUGUAAAUUACUUUUUUUGUUUAUAAUCAGAUACUGUGGAAUAAAAGCAUCUUUUGCUUUUCUGACUAACCAUACUCUUGCAAAGCUUUCAGAUGUUACUCAGCUGUCUAGGUAUGUAAACAUUAAUACACAGUACUGGUAUAUCUUUAAGUUGGAUUCAAAUGACCGUUUUUUCCAAUUGUAAUUUGGAUUUAUUUUUUAUAAAUGUGACCAUUAAUCCCAGUUAAACUUGUUUUACUUGUUCAAUGCUAUUCUCAGUUAAGUCUCCAGAACUAAAGGUAGCCCACCUAAAGCUUUUCCUGGUUCAGUUACUUUUAUUAUUUUUUCACUUAUUUUAUAAACUGGGAACAUGAAGUGCCUGUAUCUUGUAAUAUUUCAUGUCUCUCUUGGUUCAGAGAAACUCACUUAUGUUCAGAGAAGCUUAUUCAGGUUCAACAGAAAAGGCAAAGUGUACACAAGUAAUGACUGUUUGGUAUGGUUUCAGCUUCAUAAAGAAUAUAGAGACAGGUUGGAGUUAAUUAACCCCAUCCACUUAGACUAGAUGUAAGGAAAGGUUUUCUGACUUGUGUUCUUUUAAACCAUGCUAUUUAGUAAAAUAAAUAUAAUAAAUAUUGAAUACUAGUAUUUGUUAUGUGUUGUCUUUAGAUGUGAUGCUCUCAAGAUUUUUUUUUUUUUUCCUCAUAGGAAGGAGGUGUUUUUAAGCUGUAGGCGCUAUCCAUUUUUAUCUCAAUAUGCGUCAUAUCAAGAUCUUUCUGUCUCAUCUGAAAAAAUAGACUGUAUAUUGCAGUAAGGGAGGAAUAUGAUGUUUCUCAUUUUAAUUUAUUUUAAUUUUCUUUGUUUAAAAUUAUAUUGGCUUACUUUCUAUGUUUCUAAUAAAGAACUGAGAGAAGUAUGCCUCUCACUGUUGCAAAUAAGGUAAGAACAUCAUCACUGGAUGUCACCAAAUGCUUACAUAAUUUUGCCCUGAGACCAGAGAAUCAAAUCAAUUUGCCCCUUUGGGACAAUUAGAAGAAUUAGAGAAGCUUUAACUUUAAGACAAGGGCACUUUAUCACUUGAUGAAAUGCACCUUCAGGCAGAGGGCUAGGUGGAGUGCAGUUAAUACCUGAAUAUUGUAUAGGAUUAUGCAAU
Nannospalax galili (Upper Galilee mountains blind mole rat) is the source of this 2956-nucleotide messenger RNA. It is a transcript of the gene Hsf2, whose product is annotated as heat shock transcription factor 2. The transcript has 13 exons. NCBI's taxonomy places the organism in Eukaryota, Metazoa, Chordata, Mammalia, Rodentia, Spalacidae. Gene Ontology annotation, biological process: regulation of DNA-templated transcription. The record is from RefSeq and is a predicted model, not a curated record. The coding region runs from base 134 to 1747 and encodes 537 amino acids. Gene Ontology annotation, molecular function: DNA-binding transcription factor activity; sequence-specific DNA binding.